This is a messenger RNA of Wallemia ichthyophaga EXF-994, 435 nucleotides long. Its product is annotated as D-tyrosyl-tRNA(Tyr) deacylase 1. Gene Ontology annotation, molecular function: D-tyrosyl-tRNA(Tyr) deacylase activity. Lineage: Eukaryota; Fungi; Basidiomycota; Wallemiomycetes; Wallemiales; Wallemiaceae. Bases 1 to 435 code for a protein of 144 amino acids. Gene Ontology annotation, cellular component: cytoplasm. The record is from RefSeq and is a predicted model, not a curated record. Gene Ontology annotation, biological process: tRNA metabolic process. The transcript has a single exon.
AUGCUCAAGGUUUUCAAGGUUCUCAAAGCGUCGGUAACGGUGAACGAGCAACUGGUGAGCAGCAUAAACAGUGGUUUGUGUCUUCUCGUGGGGCUCAGCGUGGAUGAUAGCGACGAGGACAUUCAAUGGAUGGCCAACAAACUUGUCAAAUUGCGUUUGUUCGACGGCGGCGCAUGUGUGGCAGACAACCGCCUCGAAAUACUCUCCGUCUCGCAGUUCACCUUGCAUGCCUCCCUCAAAGGCAACAGCUUGGACUACCGCAAAGCCAUGAAGAGCUCAGACGCUCGAGACGCUUACCAGCAUUUCCUCAACACGCUUAGCCAGCUACACCACCCAGAUCUCAUCAAAGACGGCAGAUUUGGGGAAAUGAUGCGCGUCAAUAUCGAAAACGACGGACCAUUCACAAUCAACUUGGAUUCAAAGAUAAGAAAGUAG